AUGUCUUCAAUUCGUUUUGUUCGCGCUUUUUCUUCACGUGCUAAUGCAGUAAAGUUUGUUGCUAAUGCAACACGCCCAAAAGCUGUUAAAGCUGUUUCAAAUACAACUUCUCUUCGUACUUUUGCCAUUCCAAGUUUAAACCGUCAUUAUAAUACUCAAAAAUCACCACCACAACAGCCAGAACAAAAAAGUAAAAGUGGUAGUAGAAGGGCGCUAAUUUUUUUAGGAGCUGGUCUUAUAGGAGUGGGAACAGGAUAUUAUUUUUAUAGUACCGACAAUUCUUCGGAAGUUUCUCCUACUACCAUAGCGCAGGAAACUCCUGAUUAUCAAAAAAUUUAUAAUCAAAUAGCUGAUAUUCUAGAAGAAAAUGAUUGGGAUGAUGGUUCCCUCGGACCAAUUUUUGUUCGCCUUGCAUGGCACGCAUCUGGCACUUAUGACAAAGAAACAAAUACCGGUGGUAGUAAUGGUGCUACUAUGAGAUUUGCUCCUGAAUCCGAUCAUGGUGCUAAUGCUGGACUUAAGCAUGCUAGAGAUAAAUUGGAAUCUAUUAAACAAAAAAAUCCUGCAAUAACUUAUUCUGAUCUAUGGAGUUUAGCUGGUGUUGUUGCUAUUCAAGAAAUGGCAGGUCCGAUAAUUCCAUGGAUUCCUGGACGUAAGGAUGCUGAUGCCGCAACAGCGUGUUCUCCAGAUGGCCGUCUUCCUGAUGCUUCCAAAGCUAGUAAAUCAAAACUUGACUUACAAGGUUUUAAAUAUAGCGAGAUUGUAGCGCUUGCUGGAGCUCACGCUCUAGGUCGUUGCCAUCCCGAUCGUAGUGGCUUCCAAGGUCCUUGGACUUUUAGUCCUAUCACAUUUACAAAUGGUUACUUUACUGAACUUUUGAAAAAAAAAUGGGUUGAUAAAAAAUGGAAAGGUCCAAAACAAUUUGUUGACAAAGAGACUGGUGAACUUAUGAUGCUUCCUGCUGACAUGGCUUUAAUUCAGGACAAAAAUUUUAAGACUUGGGUUGAGACAUAUUCUAAAGAUGAAGCAUUAUUUUUCAAAGAUUUUGCUGCUGCAUUUCAUAAACUUGAAGAAUUGGGUGUACCAAGGACUGGGAAUGAGAAGGUUUAUAAUUUUAAGCGAACUGGUGAAAAUUAG
Molecule: messenger RNA, 1137 nt
Organism: Funneliformis geosporum
Lineage: Eukaryota; Fungi; Glomeromycota; Glomeromycetes; Glomerales; Glomeraceae
Source: the annotation of a GenBank genome assembly